Messenger RNA from Fusarium odoratissimum NRRL 54006, 2582 nucleotides. RefSeq lists its product as uncharacterized. Gene Ontology annotation, biological process: post-translational protein targeting to membrane, translocation. NCBI's taxonomy places the organism in Eukaryota, Fungi, Ascomycota, Sordariomycetes, Hypocreales, Nectriaceae. Gene Ontology annotation, cellular component: Sec62/Sec63 complex. The coding region runs from base 203 to 871 and encodes 222 amino acids. The transcript has 3 exons. The record is from RefSeq and is a predicted model, not a curated record.
CUGGCCUAAAGUUGGAUCUGCGCCACACCACCACUAAUUGACAGUUCCUUAUUGCAUUCGUGUCUGUCUGUACAUUGGACUCGACUCAUACAAACCAAAACCCAAGUCACGGCCGGCUCGACUUGUUUCUUUACACUCGUUUUCUUUUUAAUUACAGUACGGACGAUCUCAUAUUCUACUUUUGCAACUUUCAUCAUUCAUCAUGCUCAACAUCGAUUGGAAGGGCCUUGCCCUCCCCUUUGCCUAUGUUCUCGUCCUCGGCAGCGCACUCAUGACAUUCUCGACAAUCUACCGAAAAAGAAAAGCUGCUGAGAGCGCCAACUUGGCUCCGUGGUUCGGCCCUCACCUCCAGCGCAACGUCUACCUGUCCCUGCUACACCUCGAGGACGGCUCCGAAAAGGGACCCAAGAUUCCCGAAAGCGUUCUACGAGCUGCCCUUUUGCGUCGCGCCGUCGAAGAUAUCCGUCGUCUGAUCCAGAUCAAGUCUGCGAAGCAAGCAUGUGGUUCUCUGCUGCAACGAGGCAGUGUGGGUGAUGAUCUGUGGCAGCGAUUCCAGCGCGCCGAGAAGGAGAUGGAGGAGGAGCUCAGAGAUGUCGUCACAGAGGCCAACGCUCUCGCACCAAACUGGGGCCAGUCCAUCUUCCAAUCCGCCCACGAAAUGACCGCCAAUGCUACCAUGCGCAGCUCAAUCGAAGAGAUCCUCGCCCAAGCCGAGUCAGAGAAGCAGUGGUGGGAGAAGCGCCGAGGACAGAUCCAGUCAGAGUUCAUGAAGGAGCUCGACGGCUCUGAGCAGAGCUCUUCUGCCAAGACUGCCAGCGAGGAGGAUGCCGUCAUGGUCGACACGCCUUCAAAGAAGAAGGGCAAGAAGUAAACAGUUGGAGAUGUCCUGUGUGGGUUGCAAGAAUAUGGGAUUGGGGUGUCUUUAUAGGUAUAUACAUGGUUCCGGACCUACCUCUUCAAAUUUUGGUUGUAGUAUACCACAUGUCACUUUGUUGCAAGGCGCACACUCUUGGUGUGUAUGGGAAGAAGGGAGGGAAAUCCACACCAGCGGCGUUGAGGUUGACUUUUGAAAAUAGUAGCAUGGGCUUCUUCUCUAUUGAUAUAUAUGUAUAGGCUCUUUCACCUCGCCUUACUCCCUUGAAAAUGCAGUGAUGCACGCUGGCUAGUGGCCAUGUCUAGCAAUGCGACCGACCCAAGAUGCAGCAACAAGAAUGCAGAGAACACGCAGAAAGGACAUGCAAAACUCCUGAAAAUCAAAUACCCCCAAAGAUUGAAAGCAGACUGUCCUCCGUUAUUAAUCACAGUAACACCGUAUGCCUCGGAUUGCUUGAUGCAUUAGGAAAAGUGCUUUCGCCUCCAAAGAUCCUCUUCGGCUGCGAGUCUCGCCUUUCGUGCCUCUGCUAGGAUCUCCUCCUCCGUCUUAAGAAGGAUGGGGGAUUCACAGCCCCGAAGACCGAUAAACUUGCCCAUCUUGCGUCGCUUCUCCUCAAGAGGCAGAUCAGAUCUCCAGGUGACUGGGCAGGGGUACUGAUUUGUCCAAGGCGAUGGCGUCCUCUGGUGGUAGAAAUGUGCAAGCGACUCUAGCUGCUCAUCGGUGAGGAGCCAAAAGUUGAGGACCGUGGUGGGAAAAGAAGGAUGAACAGCGCCUGUGGUGAGCUGGACAAGAGGUGCAAGUGGAAGAGCCAUCUGUUCCAGCUUUCGUUGAAGAUUUGGGUUCUUUGCGAGUCUUCGCUGACCAAAGGCCCUGUGAUGCCGUGAAGGAAUCUCUCCUCGCAUCAUUCUGGCGGUUGUUGUAAGUGGUGACGAUGGUGAGCGGUUGGCUUGUAAGAAGAAGAGAGGAAGAGGAGAGAUUGAGUGUCUGGGGCAAUGAUGUAUCAAGUAUUUGUAGUAGUCAAGAGGUCAAAACAGCCCAAUCUCUUAUUCUCUGCAAGAUUCACUUCUGAGUAAGAAUAUUUCUUGGUCUAUGAUCAACGAUCACAAGAUCAUACGUAAUGUGAUGGUGGAUUGGAUUGGAUUGGCUUUGGCGGGGUGGCUAUCGACAAGCGAAGCGAACAAGCGGUCUUCUCCGUAGAGUCCGGUGAGUGAGUGAGUGAGUAAGUAAGUAAGUAAGCAAAUGAAUGAAUGAAUGAAUGACAACACAGACUCUUGUUUGAGUUUCGUAGUCAAUUCCUUGAUCUGCGGGAGGUCCAACUUUGGUUAAUCAGAAGAACAGAGACGGACAGAAAAGCAGAGGGUGGGAGGGAUAUAUAAUAGACAAGAGGCUAUGCUAUGGACUUCUUUAGUUGAAACAAGAUUCUGACCUCUCUUUCUUUCUUAAUACCAAAGCAAGAUCUCUCCCCGCCCUUUGGGUCUUUGGGUCUGGGAACUAAAGCAAGACUAAGAUCGCGAACAGCCAGUUGAAGGGUCUUUGUGACCGAAGCCGUUCGAUUGGCCUUGUUUCUUUUGGAACAGGGCCUCACCUCCCGGGCACCUUGCGCAGUGAACAGCUCAGCUCGACUUAGCAGCUACACGUUAACUAACCCACACACCCCCCGAGGCGAGGAGAGGACCCAGACGAGAUGCUGUUCUGGGUAAAGUCUUCU